Molecule: messenger RNA, 1660 nt
Organism: Amphimedon queenslandica
Lineage: Eukaryota; Metazoa; Porifera; Demospongiae; Haplosclerida; Niphatidae
Exons: 3
Coding region: 87-1583 (498 amino acids)
Biological process (GO): DNA integration
Molecular function (GO): nucleic acid binding
Source: RefSeq, a predicted model, not a curated record
UGUUUUAUUUUCUAUUUUUAUAACCUUACGUUCUAGUUUAUUGUUAAUAAUAAUAACAUUGAAGGGGUGGGGUAGUCAAUUCAUGCAUGCCGCGCCCAUUGCCCAAUAACAAAAUGGCAGUAGCUGAAAGUCGUGAUUGGGAUGCUUAUUUUGCUGCAGUAGCUAGUUUUUUAAUCGAAAGUGAACGUCAGUACGGUGUUUGUAAUGAUCAAUAUACAAAUUAUGCUUUGGAGCAGUUAGAAUUCCUUCAAGUAACUUGCCGCACUCUCAUCAGGGUCGUUUCUCAGCAAACUCUCGGAACUAUUUCUGCAUUGCUUCUUGAUCUACUAUCCUGUUUGACUACAUUGAGAUCAAGAUGGCAAUCAUACUCUGAUACCAUUACUACUCACCAAACAAGGAUUUUCAGACCACUUUUAUAUUCAGGAAUGCCAGGAAGACCACGAUUCGAUGUUAGCAGAGAUGAGAUUGAAUAUUUGAGGUCGCUUUUUUUUAGCUGGAGUGAGAUUGCUGCUCUAAUUGGUAUUUCAAGGUCUACUUUAUACAGACGUAGGGUGGAGCUAGAUCUAAUUAAUGAUCCAACAUCCCAUUUAAAUGAUACCGAGUUAGCAUCAUUUGUUGCUGAAAUGCAGUUAACGUCACCAAACAUUGGUCAGUCACUAGUAAUAGGCAAAUUGCGAUCAUUGGGUUAUAGAGUGUCAAGGGAGAGGGUUCGUAAUACUCUAAGACUUAAUAAUCCUCUGACGAGUGCUCUUAGAUGGCCAGGAAUAAUGACACACAGACGCCCAUACUCAGUACCAGGGCCGAAUUCAUUAUGGCACAUUGAUGGCCAUCACAAAUUAAUACGCUGGAGAUUUGUAACCCAUGCUGGAAUUGAUGGAUUUAGUAGGAUGAUUGUUUAUUUGAAAUGCUCAACCAACAAUUAUGCAAGUACUGUUUUAGAGGAGUUUAUGAAGGCUACAGAGAAGUUUAACUUGCCAUCUAGAGUUCGCUCUGACCAAGGUACUGAGAAUGUACUAGUUGCACAAUGUAUGCUAGAAAACAGAGGGGUUGAUCGAGGAAGCAUUAUAACUGGGCCCUCUGUCCAUAAUCAGAGGAUAGAGAGACUGUGGAGGGAUGUUUUCAGUGGAGUUAUAAAAACUUUUUAUAGAUUAUUUUAUUAUUUAGAGGAGCAGCACAUGUUGGACCCAAUGAAUGAGCACCAUUUAUUUUCACUCCACUAUGUAUAUUUGCCUAGAAUUAAUAGAGCUCUUAGUGAGUUCCGAGAAUCAUGGAAUCAUCAUGAAAUUCGUACAGCCAACCACAAAUCCCCACACCAACUUUUUGUCUCUGGGAUGAUACUUCUUCGGCAUACCCGACAAGUUGCUAUCGACUUCUUUAAUAAUGUCAACGAUUUAUAUGGCAUAGAUGAAGAUGAACCUGAACCAAUUCAGGAUGGAAAUAUUGCAGUACCUAGAGUGAAUUUUACUUCAUCUCCACAUACCAUGCAACAAUUACAUACACUUGUUGACCCUUUGCAAGCAUCUGAGUCAUAUGGCAUUGACCUUUAUGAACAAACUCUAGCAUUCAUUGAACAAAAUGUUUGACUUAUUUUCACAUUGAAUAGUAAUUAUGGUAAACUGAAUUUCAUUGAAUGUUCAAAAAUAUAAUAUUAAAAUUUAAA